AUGACAAGGGAAGAAACAUUGAUCAAUGCAGGAUUUCGGAAAAGAACCACUUAUGAGAACGCAGAUGUGUACAAGAUCUUCAGUAUUCUCUAUGGUUUGGUUGUCUUCAUUGGUGGUGUGGCCUUUUCAGUUUCGCAUGCUAUCGUAUCAAGAGAAGAAGCUGAAAUUAUCAAAUACUUGACUGAUAUCUAUUUCACUUAUCUAUAUUGGGUAUCCAUCAUUUGGAUUGUGUUCUGUAUUAUUGACAUCAGUCGUCAUCAAGGCAAAGUCAAAAUCCCUAGGAACACUUUGAACAGAUUGGAUUCGAAGCAGACAAGUUUGACUGGUGAUGCUCGUCUCGCACGAAACAAGUUUAUAUCAACAUCGUCAGAAGCAAAUCAAAAAUUAUCGAUUACAUCCUAUAUCAAUUUGCAUUUAUUUGAUGAACCCGAAAAAGAUGAAUUAGAUGAUAACGACAAUGAACAAUCAAAGAUAAACGACAAUAAACUAUCAACAGACAAUAAUGAUACAUUUAGUUUUCGUAAUCAUCAUAAUAAAUUGAACUCUUUGGACAAUCUCUCGCAUCGAUCAUUGGUAACACAAUCACCAACAGAUACGACACGAGAUAUCUUUACUAGACGACGUGCUCUAGAUCCAAACGAACAACAUAAUCUCAAAACUUAUAUACACCAUCGAAAAAACACUAUUGUCCAACAUGUUAUUGGUUACAAUUAUGAUGAUAAUUCCAUCGUUGGUGGUCUUUAUACUCGUGUAGGUAUUGGAAUUUUUUGUCUUGGCACAGUGAUUCAUUCGAGUCUAUCGAUUCUAAGUAAUUUGGAAAAUCGUUCAUGUAUACGAUGGACAACUGUAAUCGACGAUUUUUCACGAUUACUCUUCAGCCUCACUCAAUUCUUCUUUAUUUUCAAACAUUCAAAUCUCAUCAUUCGAGCCCAUGAGAAUGUAGCUCGAUUGGCAGUCAUUCAUAUUGUGGUCACCAAUUUAUGUGUAUGGUUUCGCAUGGUUGUGAUUGAAACGAACUCGCAAAUUGUGGAAAUAAAUGGUCAUGAAAUGAUUGUAGCACAACACAGUAAUACGGCUAACCAUUUUAAUAAUGCCAGUCAAGAUACAAUCAAUCUUCUUCAUCAUCUACUGAUUUUCCAUUCUGAAUGUUCAAACUUAUUUGCCAACGGAUUACCAGUUACUACCUUCAUCCUCGAAGGUUACAUGAGAUUGAAACCAUUUUUAUAUCCAUGUACAAUUGAAUUUAGUCUUAUGUGUCUAACAUUGUUCUUUCUCAUCUGGGAAAAUAUCGGAAAAACAUUUACACAUAAUAUAUCUGAUAAAGAAUCAACAAAAAAUGUUUUCAUGGUCAAUUGUCAUGCAUCCAUUAAAGGUCUCUUCGUUGGAAUGAUUGUUUUCUCAUGUACAAUUAUUUCUACCAUUCUCUAUGCUGCUUUUCGACACAAAACCGGUGAUAAUAUCCAUUUGACACCAUCCUGGUUGGCUGAGACGGCUCACGAUCAUCUACAUGCUAAUCUUACAAGUACAGCAAUAAUAUCAUAUCGACCACAUUCAAUAUCAAAGACUUCGAAAACGAUAGAUUACAGCAUAGCUAUUCUUGAAAUCUGGAAUUUAUGUUUGUUGGCUCUUUCACUAUGUACUACUAUAUGGUCAUUCAUCAAAAUUCACAAAUUGAAUUAUCGCCGAACGACGACACAUGAGUGACAGAAGAGAAAAAAACACACAUUACAAUAUGUCACUCUAUCUGAUAGGUUUCGACGAUGUUCUCAUCAUUGUCUCAUUGACAGGCAUCU
This is a messenger RNA of Rotaria sordida, 1793 nucleotides long. The record is from the annotation of a GenBank genome assembly. NCBI's taxonomy places the organism in Eukaryota, Metazoa, Rotifera, Eurotatoria, Philodinida, Philodinidae.